UAGAUUGGAAAGAUUGUGAAGAACCUACUAUGUGGACUAAUUUUUUUGCUAAAAUUGGAAAACAUUUGGAACAUGUUGCUCUACAUGGUUCUUCCCCUUUCCUGAGAGAUACUUUAUCAUUUUCUGCAGGAGAAUUUUGUCCUAACCUUAAAGUUCUCACUUUGGAAUCAAGAUAUUUUAAUGGAUACGGAAUUGUUAAUGUAGCUGAAAAAUGUUCCCUUACUGAAUUAAGUAUUUGGUGUCGUCAAGUAACAAGUUCUGUUGUUCUUUCAAUUCUUAAAGGAAGAAGUGCUCAAACAUUACAAAAAUUAACAAUAAAAAAUUGUGAUCUUGAUGAUAAGCCUUUGUUAAAUUCAAUAACGACACCAGAAGGAUAUGACAAUGAUGAUAUGCCCAGUACAAGUAAUAAUGAGAAUAUAAUACAAUUCUCAUACUUUUCUUCAUCGUCGAAAGACAAUUCAUCAAACAUAUCAAUAUUACCAAUAUUACCAAAAUUAAAAUCAUUUUCUUAUAUACAAUCAUAUCCAUUUAAAACUGGUAAUAAAUUUACUUCAUCGGGUUUAUUAAGAUUAUUGAGUACGUGCCCAAAUUUAACGGAAUUAACUUUAGUGGUGUCAAAUUCUUCAAAAAUUGUUAAUGAUACUUCAAUAGAAAAAAUUGUUAAAAGAUUCCCUCUUGAUAGUUUUGAAAUCGUUAAUCCACAUAGUAAUCAAUUACCCUUUCAUCCUUUAGACAAUUAUGAUGUUACUAUUGAGGGACUUAAAAGGGCUAUUGAACGUAAACCUGAUUUAAGAUUAAGAGUUGGCGCAUUUGAUAGUAUGGUAUCCUAAUUCAACUUUUUUAACUUUUUUUUUUUUUUUCA
Rhizophagus irregularis DAOM 181602=DAOM 197198 is the source of this 862-nucleotide messenger RNA. RefSeq lists its product as uncharacterized. Lineage: Eukaryota; Fungi; Glomeromycota; Glomeromycetes; Glomerales; Glomeraceae. The record is from RefSeq and is a predicted model, not a curated record.